Molecule: messenger RNA, 2513 nt
Organism: Rhododendron vialii
Lineage: Eukaryota; Viridiplantae; Streptophyta; Magnoliopsida; Ericales; Ericaceae
Product: NADP-dependent malic enzyme-like
Exons: 18
Coding region: 438-2207 (589 amino acids)
Biological process (GO): malate metabolic process; pyruvate metabolic process
Cellular component (GO): chloroplast
Molecular function (GO): NAD binding; malate dehydrogenase (decarboxylating) (NAD+) activity; malate dehydrogenase (decarboxylating) (NADP+) activity
Source: RefSeq, a predicted model, not a curated record
GUCUCUCUCUCUCCCCUAAAACGCGGAAAUCUCCCAUGUUCUCUCUCUACAAGCUCGGAAGACUUGCGCUCGGCUCUUCACACGUUCCCUUCAAUAUGAAUAUUUCAGUUGUAAUCUCUGUGGUGAAUAGUUUAAUGCAAGCAACUCACCAACCCGUCAAUUACUUACACGUAUAAACGCAGUAAAAUUAGAGAAAUGCACUUUUGGUUCCGUCACACGAUUUGGGUCGUCAUUGUUGUGCCAUUUGACCUUCAAACCAGAUCAUCUCCGUCAACUGUAAAAUAAAAAAAUCGAACUUUUUGGGUUGUUAUAAAACCUUGGUACGUGCCCUUUGUGAUUCCCCCAACACAAGCGUUCGUUUUGCGUGUUUUUGCUUUCUGGGUAUCCGGUUUUCAUCACUACUUCCUUCAUUUCAGGAGAGAGAGAGAGAGAGAGAGAUGGAGAGUGGAUUGACAAACGGUGUGUUGGUGCCUUCAGCUGAUGACAAAUCCGUCGUUGGAGGCGGUGGUGUCAAGGAUGUUUACGGCGAGGACAGUGCGACGGAGGACCAGCUUGUUACCCCUUGGACCGUCUCUGUUGCUAGUGGGUAUACUUUGUUGCGUGAUCCACGUCACAACAAAGGGCUUGCCUUCACUGAGAAAGAGAGAGAUGCCCAUUACUUACGCGGCCUUCUACCCCCAUCAGUCUCAUGUCAGGAUCUUCAGGAGAAGAAGUUGAUGCACAACCUCCGUCAAUAUGAAGUUCCUCUGCAACGAUACAUUGCAAUGAUGGAUCUUCAGGAGAGAAAUGAAAGGCUGUUUUACAAGCUACUUAUUGACAAUGUUGAAGAACUGCUCCCAGUUGUGUACACUCCAGUUGUUGGGGAGGCUUGCCAGAAAUAUGGGAGCAUUUUCAGGCGCCCUCAGGGUCUUUUCAUCAGUUUGAAAGAGAAGGGUAAGAUUCUUGAAGUGCUCAAAAACUGGCCUGAGAAGAGUAUUCAAGUAAUUGUUGUAACCGACGGUGAGAGAAUUUUAGGACUUGGAGAUCUUGGGUGCCAGGGAAUGGGGAUCCCUGUUGGAAAACUGUCUCUCUAUACAGCGCUUGGAGGAGUUCGUCCCUCAGCAUGUUUGCCUAUAACCAUUGAUGUUGGUACGAACAAUGAGAAGUUGUUAAAUGACGAGUUCUACAUUGGGCUUAGGCAAAAGAGGGCAACUGGGCAGGAAUAUGCUGAGCUCUUGCACGAGUUCAUGUGUGCAGUUAAGCAGAACUACGGGGAGAAAAUCCUCAUUCAGUUUGAAGAUUUUGCAAACCACAAUGCAUUUGAGCUGCUGGCAAAAUAUCGUACAACUCAUCUGGUGUUUAACGAUGAUAUACAGGGUACGGCUUCUGUGGUACUUGCUGGGCUCAUUGCAGCUCUGAAAUUAGUUGGUGGAACCUUAGCUGACCACUCAUUCUUAUUCCUUGGUGCCGGAGAGGCUGGAACUGGAAUUGCAGAGCUUAUAGCUCUCGAGAUAUCAAAAAAGACAAACAUUCCAGUAGAAGAGACGCGCAAGAAAAUUUGGCUUGUGGACUCGAAGGGACUGGUUGUUAGCUCUCGUAAGGAGUCCCUUCAACACUUCAAGCAGCCUUGGGCUCAUGAGCACGAACCUGUCAAGGAACUCUUUGAUGCCGUAAAGGCAAUCAAGCCAUCAGUGCUGAUAGGAACUUCUGGAGUUGGGAAAACAUUUACGAAGGACGUUGUUGAGGCCAUGGCAUCCUUCAACGAGAAACCUGUCAUUUUCGCUCUCUCCAACCCAACCUCGCAAGCUGAGUGUACAGCUGAACAAGCAUAUAUAUGGACUCAGGGUCGAGCAAUCUUUGCUAGUGGAAGCCCAUUCGACCCCAUUGAAUACGAUGGAAAAGUUUUUGUGCCUGGCCAGGCAAACAAUGCAUACAUUUUUCCUGGAUUUGGCUUGGGCUUGAUCAUGUCUGGUACAAUCCGGAUGCAUGAUGAUAUGCUUUUAGCAGCCUCUGAAGCACUGGCCUGUCAAGUGACUGAGGAAAACUAUGCAAAGGGAUUAAUCUACCCACCGUUAACGAAUAUCAGAGAUAUAUCGGCUCGCAUUGCUGCUAAAGUUGCAGCUAAGUCUUAUGAACUCGGUCUGGCUUCUCGUCUCCCUCGCCCUAGAGAUCUUGUCAAGUUUGCAGAGAGCUGCAUGUACAGCCCAGUCUACCGCAACUACCUCUGAUUUUUGGGCGUUGUCCCUGCGAUUUUCUCAUCUGCAAUUGACUCAGACAUUUCGCACCUUUUUUUCAUAUUUUUCCAUGCUAGAAGUAUAAGAAGAUAAAACUGUGGAGGCUUCCUACUUAUUAUGGCCCCAGAAGCAGAAAGAAAGUAGAUGUUCUCUCUCCCUUCUCUUUCUUUUCAAAGUGUAUUAGGUUUUAGGAGAAUAGAGCCCAUGUUAAGAGGAAAAGGGAGAAUAGGGUAUUGUAUUGUCACCAGGUCAAUUGAAGCUUUGGUCGCGUUCUCGAUAUUAGAUUUUGACAUUGUUUAA